AUGGCAGCCGCGACGAUGGUGGACCGGUUGAUGCAGCCCGAAAACUUCGUGCUCGCGAUGGACGAGAACCAAUUCGGGCCCGUCAACGUCGUAGUUACCUCGAACGAGUGCCGAGACCAAACGUGUCCCGCGGGGGAUGGAUCGUAUGCCUCCGUCUACCCGAUAGCCGAGACGCCGUCGAGCCAGAGUUCCGUCGUGGGGGAGGACACCACGCCCGACAAUGAGCUGAAGCUGCUCUGGUUUGCCGUUAUCGCUGGCGCUCUGUUCCUGCUGGCGGUCUUGAGUUGGUGUGUCGUCUGUCUGUGCUGCGGGGGCCCGACCAAAUGGCGCAAGCCCAAGCCCGCCGAGUCAGAGCGGUACUCUGUCAAGUCUCCCCCGAACACCAAGGACGGUGGUGGGGCCGGCCUCGCCGUGCUGUCGCCGCAAGGGAACCAACGUUCUGCGACUGCGACGUCCCCCAUCCCCGACGGAAGCAGCCCUAGCUGCAUGUCCCCCGGUCGUUCGCCGGUGCCGCCGCAGCCGGGACCAAGGCCGAAGCACUCUGGCCGGAAGCGCACCCCCCCGCCUAGGCUGUCGACCUCCCCCGGCCGCGGGAGAGACGUGCCUGUGGAGCCCCCGUCGCCUGGGGAGGCGGACUGGCGACACAAGUUCGGUCUCGGCCCUCUGAGGGACCACACCUACCGCAGCGCACCCAUCUCCCCCCGACGGUCCCCCCUCUCUGUGGGGUCUGCGUCGCGGUCGGCUGGAGGGCCUUUCUACACGAGCUACCAGGACCAUGUUGUGGCGGCAGCAGACGGGAACAUGGGCGGGAAGGUCGGAUUGACGCCACUUGCAGACGACGCCAGCGCCGCCAUGGAAAGCCAGGUUCAUUGGCACGUGUCGGACGAAGUGGACGCCAGCGUGCAGCACAACAACGACCCCGUAGUACGGUCGUCUUUGGCAAAGGCCGGGACGGUGAUCGCGAACGCUAUCACUUCGCCUCGCAAGGCGUGCCACUCGACAAGCCCGACUGUCACCGCCUCCAGCGCCGACCCCAGCUCCAUGCCCGGCUUCUUCGGCAGCGAGGGCGGCUUCAGCCCGGGAGGCAACAACAACACCUUCGGCGGCAGCAGCAGCAGCCACAACUUCAACGCGCGCGCGAGUUCUCCUAUCUACGAGAUCGACCUCGAGGCUGACGAGAACGGCGGCGGCGCUGCUGCUGCUGCUGCUGCUGCUGCUGCUGCUGCUGCUGCUUCUGCGACCGGAAGUGGGCUCGCGAACGGCGGCGCGUCCGAGGGCGGGGGUGCCGCGGAUGGUAGCCCCACCCCCAGAAAGGGCCGUGCGGGGAGUGCUUCGUUCGGCACGACCGGCGAAGACCCGGACGUGUCCACGCCGCUCAGGACCCACAAGGCCGGGCGAAACAUGUUCGCGAAGGCCCCGGGGUCUUCCUCGAGGUCGCGUGUGGGUGGGGGGGGAGGAGGAAGCUCCCACGGGGCGACGACCCCUACGUCUCCGUCCAACAACAGGUCGACGUGCACCGAUCGGUCGGGGUGCGGCGGCGGCGGCGACGGCGGUGAGGGGGUAGAGGGGGGGUUCUCGGUGUUGGCAACGGCGGCGGCGUUUGCUGAGGUCAAGGUGGGGGUGGAAUCGCCGACUGGUCGUGCCGUGCGUGCGCUUGCCGCCGCCGGCGGCGGCAGCUCUGACAAGAGCGUUGUCGCUGACAGGAGCGGCGACAGCGUCGUGUCCGACGGACGGCCUCCGGGGAUGCCGUCCCUACCCGCCGCCAAUCACGGCGAAACCUCUGGAAAACCCUAUGGUGUCUCGAGAACGGCCGCGGCCGCUGCAGUCGCCGCCGGGGCCGUCGCCGCCACGAAGGCAUACGGCAUUCGCGAGAAGUUCGACGAAGAAGAAGACACCGGUGGGGGUGCUGACCCCGCCCUUUCCCCUCGCGGCGCCCCUCCUUCUGCACCUUUCGGGGGCAUGCUUUCUGGCUUCGGGUGCAUGGCGCCCCAGCUUUCUCCGGGGAAGGGGGGCGCGCGUUUGUCACCGAGGGCAGGCAGCCGUCUGCCGGAGAUCGACGACGAUGACAGUAGCUUGGCCGAGGAGGAGGAGAUGGAGGAGAACGGGGAAGUCGCCGGGAAACGUGCGCCUGGGAGUUGCUCGCCCUUUUCGCGGCCGCCGCUCAACUCCGGGACUGGCGACGGCCGCAGCGAGCGUGUCGGGCAGGGGGGAGGAUCGGCGUCUGCGGUGUCCCUCGAGAAGGCGCUUGCUCUGUCUCGCUCGUGCACGAUGACCCCCGACCUCAAACCGAUCGCCGAGAUGGCGGACAGCGGGUCCUUCACCGAUUCGGAGGCCGGCAGCGACGUGAGCUCGUGCUUGUCGUCCAUGAGCGGCAGGAGCGGGUACCGGGUCCCCCGCGACCCGGCCGCUCUACUCGCGGCGGCGAUGGAGAAGGCCGGCCAAGUAGCGGCGAUCCCCCCGCCGUCCUCUGGGAGCCACGGCAGGCCUCUCAGCUCGGUGCAAGAGGUCCCGAUGGAAGGCGUGCCGCUGCCUGGGCUUGCUACCCCCGAGUCUGACGAUGAGUGCGGUCUCAAGGUCCACAGUCCUUGGGAUUCCGGGAGCACGACCACCUCGACGGUGUCCCCCUUGAGGGCGGCGGUCUCUAAGGUAGGGGUUGACACGACGGUUGUGCCGAUACCGUCGCCGGCUCAGCGUCCCGAGAGUAGCGAUGAGUCCGGCGAGGUGACGGAGGAAGAGGAAGAGGAGGAGAAGAAAGGCUUGGAGGCGGAAAAAGCGGUGCCGGGAGCUGCGGGCCACGCGCGGGGGUUCCCGUCGCCGGCCAGGAGCAGACAGGAACAAGACGACGAAGUGGAGGAGCGCAGGACCUGGGGAGAGGCGAUGCAGCAGGGUGAGAUGACGGCGGCGGCGAUGUCGGGCACUGUCCUGUGUCAUGAUGAUGGUGUCCCGGCGUUGGCAAGUCCGUCGCCUACUGCCGCCCCCGCCGGAGCUGCGGGCCAGGCGGCGGCGGCAUUGGCAUCGGGCGCGACCGGUUCUUCUCAGGAUGAGUCGUCGGUUGGAGAGGAUGCGGACAAGCCCCCCGCGUUCUCUCUGAAGAGCGCUCUGUCGGCGUUCCUCGGCCGCAAGGACAACGGCGGUGUAGUGGCACCCGCUGACUCCGUCGAUGAAGAGGAAGAGGAAGAGGAAGAAGGCGACGAGGAACAGGAAGAGGGAGAGGGGGGAGAAGAAGAGGGAGAGGAGGAGGAAGUGAAAGAGGAAGAGCCCAUCGGUACUGUUACGAUCGAUGCCGCAGACGACUCUGCUACCCCCGACUUCGCCAGGUCUCCCGAGUCUCACACGCUGGACAUGUGGCCCGAAGCCAUCGGCGAAACGACGUCAAAGACAUCGCUCGACGAAGGGUUCGUGGACGUGAAGAUCUCGCACGUGGCGAUGGAGGAGGAGGAGGAGGACGACGACACCGACGACGAGGCCAUGCUUCUCCAGGAACCGGCUCAAGGCCCUGCCGCCCACACGCCCACGCUCGUGAUCCAGGCUGAAGAAGCCGACGCGUCCUUGAAGCCCGGGCAGACCCCGUUCUCGAGGGCAGCGAUGAACCUGCAGAGCCCCGGGCCCGACUCCCCCAAGGCGCUUCAGGAGGUUACAAUGCCGGCCUUGCCGAUGCCACCGUCUCCCUCGAUGCCCAAGGCAUCCAUGACCCUUCAAACCCCGAAGACAGCGGUAAACCCGCGCCACAUCUCCGACGCGAGCCCGAUGUACGACCGGGAGGCCAUCGCCAGGGCAAUGGCACAGGCGGACCAAGAGCAAGACGGCGACAGCGACAUCGUAGUGUCCAGGGUGGAGUGGCCGAGCGAGAGGCGGAUUAACUCGUACACCGACAGCAGCGUUAGCGGCAUGAGUGAGAUGACCAGCAGUAGUUGCAGCGGAGGGGACGGCGGCAACGGCAACAAGAAGGCCGGCCACGGGUUCUAAGGCUUGAUUGAUGUUGAGAAGGAAGACGAGGGUAGAAUGAUAAGCAAUGGCUGGUUGCCAUGGCGGUAGUAUGCUGCCGUGUUGGAGGCGUGGUGGGGGGAUACCGCUCACUGUUGACACACAGAUAUGGUUGUUUGCGGACGUCGGCCUCUCAAGGAGACCGGCAAAAGGAAGUGCUGCUAUAGAUAUUGGGCUGGUGAUGCUCAGGCUCGGGGGGGAAAGCACAUGGGUACUACCCAGGCCCUCGCCGUAUGCAUUCAUCCUCCGUCUUUCAUCUAUGAAGCUCGUCGUUUUGUCAAAACGUAACGUUGUGAAAGGGGUAGACUAGGGCGAAAAAAGCUUUGCUUGUUCGCGGGUGGGUGGAUGUGUAGGAUCGGGACAUCGUUCGAUGUGGCCGGUCGAUUUUGUGUCAUGGGCGGGGUGGAUGGAUGCACUGCACUGUGGCACUGGACUGUCAAUCGCAGAGAGAGCCUCCGCCAUCUCCGCUGGACGAAAGGCGGCGAAUCGUAUUCAUCGUCUGGGCCCUUUACGUACCAUGUACAACGAGUACCUCAAGCGCAAGAAUAGCAAGGAGUCUGCCGAAGACAAAGAAGAGUGCGAAUGCCUCGGAUUUUUUUUUUCUUCUUUAUCGGUUGACGGACCUCCUCGCCGACAGUUUGAGAUUCAUAUAUAUAAUUUUUUAAGAGUAUUGUUUGGUUAGGUGACCUUGGGUGUUCCAUGUGCGAAAGCUUUUCUGCGGAAGGAAGCUGUUCAAUAAGGGCACAAUGGGAUGGGGGGCAAUUGUCUGGUACGUUCUACGUGGCUUGAUCUUUGGCGACGCGUGCUAAAUGGGGAGAUCGUUUGCUUCGGUCUUGCUGGCAGAGGUUGGAUUUGCGGCAAGCAGGCGUGCUUUUUCUAGUUUAUGAGGGGUCAUUCAUCAUCCUCGCAGUUACCAUGCGCCUAUGUACGGUCGUUCUUAUUUUGCCACGUUGGGUGGGACGGACCUACCUGGUAUUCCCUGUAGCAGGGGAAGAUUUAACUCCUGCAUGAGGCGCAGGUAGGUUAGCUACUCCGUUGCGUACCUGUAGACCACCGGGUGAUGUUCGUGUGUUGUGUAGAAGCCUGCGUAGCGGCGUUUUAUCCUCUUUUUCACUACUUUGCUACCAUUGAAAUGUCUUGGGCGGUGUUGUUGGACCACAUUGUCUUGGACGUGCGGGGCUACCUGCUUGGGUUGGUGUGUACAGUUGCAUCCUGGUGCCCUGUGCGGAAAUUCGCAUAUUGUUCCUGUUGUGUGCAAUGUCCGUCCCAAGACGUAAGACGAAUAUUUUCGACCGGGUGACGCCUUACUUUUUCUGUCCCGUUUAUUUGGGGAUCGAGACGCAGGGAGCGCAGCUCUAGGUGUGUUCCCGCUCAGUGCUGUUCUUGAUACACUGCUGCUGUGGUCCUGCCGGACUGUUUUCUUUUGUAGACGAUGUUUUUGAAUAAGUACGUGUACAUCUUGGGGUUUUUCACUGCGAUCUUUUUUGUUUGUUGCAGAGUUCUGUGUGUUUUCGGUUUACCAGGAAUACAUGGAUGCGUUCGAUCGGAGUAGGUAGAUAGUGUAGGUGUUGAUGUUGCUUGGCGGUCACGGAACACUGUAAACAGUAACAGUAAGUAGUACGAUGGACGGAUGAAAUAUUAUGCUCGUACAGAGGGCUUACGGUGUGCUUGUAUUGAUGCCUCGUGGAAAGACAAGUUGUUGGUGACUCCGGUAAUUUGGGUGGUGCUGAUGCCAGGGAGGAGUAGCCGUGCAUAAAAGCAGAAC
Molecule: messenger RNA, 5749 nt
Organism: Ectocarpus sp. CCAP 1310/34
Lineage: Eukaryota; Phaeophyceae; Ectocarpales; Ectocarpaceae
Source: the annotation of a GenBank genome assembly